AUGAGCUCCUCUACCGUGGCAGUUCUUUACGCCCUCACACUUUCAGUACCUUCAAUUUCCACAGGUCCCGAGGAUGCGAAAGAGAAGAAACACCAUGUCUCAGGGGGAUUCACGAAUCCAUGGGACCUAACGUGGGCUCAUUUUCUAAGGCGACAAAUAAAUGGUACAGCAAACCGUCCUGACACUACACCCCCAACCGUGCCUGUCCGAAAACCAGAGUUCCUGCCCAGUAGAGAAACUCCUAAGUUGCGUGCGACGUGGCUAGGUCAUGCCUGUUACUAUGUCGAGUACCCCAGCGGUCUGCGAGUACUGUUUGACCCCGUCUUCGAGGACCGUUGCUCACCGAUUUCUUGGCUGGGCCCCAAGCGUUACACUGAAAUGCCGUGUCAAAUCAAGGAUAUACCCAUUAUCGACGCAGUGGUGAUAUCUCAUAAUCACUAUGACCACUUGUCUUACCCAACUGUUAAAGAGAUCUCUGCGCGACACCCAAAUUGCCAUUUCUUUGUUCCUCUGGGCAAUGAGCAGUGGUUCAAAAGCUCUGGGAUUGAUAACGUGACUGAACUGGACUGGUGGGAGGAACGCGACAUCGUUCUCUCGCCGUCUCAAUCGACAGGAACACAAGUCAAGGAAUCGGCUGGGAAUGGCAGUUCUAGCCCAGGAGAUAUAAAAGGGCGAGUUGGAUGCCUACCCUGCCAGCAUACUAGCAACAGAGGCGUAUUCGACCGCGCAAAGACAUUGUGGGCUUCAUGGUACAUUGAAUCCGGUGGACGCAAGGUCUACUUUGCUGGAGAUACCGGUUACAGAAGUGUGCCAGAGCUUCCCGAUGGUGCUGAUGACCACGCACCGGAAUAUGACUUUCCAGUAUGCCCUGCUUUCAAGCAGACGGGCGAAUUUCGUGGACCGUUCGACCUAGGAUUGAUACCGAUUGGAGCCUAUGGUCCUCGCUUCGUUUGGAGUCCUGUGCAUGCUGAUCCUCACGAUGCAGUCCAGAUAUUUCAGGAUACCAAGUGCAAGAAAGCCCUGGGCAUGCACUGGGGCACUUGGGUGUUAACAGAGGAAGAUGUCCUUGAGCCACCUAGAAAGUUGAGGGAUGCAUUGAGAAAACAUGAAAUUCCUGAGGAUGGGGUUUUCGAUAUUUGUGACAUUGGAGAAAGUCGAGAGUUUUGA
Aspergillus oryzae RIB40 is the source of this 1167-nucleotide messenger RNA. Its product is annotated as putative Zn-dependent hydrolase/oxidoreductase family protein. The coding region runs from base 1 to 1167 and encodes 388 amino acids. Lineage: Eukaryota; Fungi; Ascomycota; Eurotiomycetes; Eurotiales; Aspergillaceae. Gene Ontology annotation, biological process: N-acylphosphatidylethanolamine metabolic process; N-acylethanolamine metabolic process. The transcript is spliced from 3 exons. Gene Ontology annotation, cellular component: membrane-bounded organelle; cytoplasm. Gene Ontology annotation, molecular function: zinc ion binding; N-acylphosphatidylethanolamine-specific phospholipase D activity. The record is from RefSeq and is a predicted model, not a curated record.